This is a messenger RNA of Argentina anserina (silverweed cinquefoil), 1005 nucleotides long. Its product is annotated as ER lumen protein-retaining receptor A. Gene Ontology annotation, cellular component: cis-Golgi network; endoplasmic reticulum; membrane. The record is from RefSeq and is a predicted model, not a curated record. Lineage: Eukaryota; Viridiplantae; Streptophyta; Magnoliopsida; Rosales; Rosaceae. Gene Ontology annotation, biological process: endoplasmic reticulum to Golgi vesicle-mediated transport; protein retention in ER lumen. Gene Ontology annotation, molecular function: ER lumen protein retrieval receptor activity. The transcript is spliced from 6 exons. The coding region runs from base 104 to 751 and encodes 215 amino acids.
CCCUCCUUCUUUCUCCUGCACUCUUCUACACACAGGUCACCCCCAAGUCAAAACAUCUCUCUCUCUCUCUCUCUCUAGGGCACCAAAGUCUCCGAUUCCAGCCAUGAACGCCUUCAGGCUCGCCGGCGAUAUGAGCCACCUCAUCAGCAUCCUCGUCCUCCUCCUCAAAAUCUACGCCACCAGAUCCUGCUCAGGAAUCUCGCUGAAGACGCAGGAGCUUUACGCGGUGGUGUUCCUGGCGCGGUACCUGGAUCUGUUCACGGAUUUCAUUUCGGUGUACAACUCUGUGAUGAAGGUGGUGUUCAUUUUGAGCUCGGUGGCGAUUGUGGUGUGUAUGCGCCGCCACAGAACUGUGCGGCGGUCCUACAAUAAGGAGCUGGACACUUUCCGCCAUCACUAUCUCGUCGGAGCUUGCUUUGUGCUUGCUCUCCUUGUUAAUGAGAAGCUCACAUUUCAGGAGGUCUUCUGGGCAUUUUCAAUAUACUUGGAGGCAGUGGCAAUUAUUCCACAGUUAGUUUUGCUACAGCGAAGUGGGAAUGUGGAUAAUUUGACAGGGCAGUAUGUUUUCUUUCUGGGGGUCUAUCGUGCAUUGUACAUCCUCAACUGGAUCUACCGCUACCUCACGGAAGCAAAGUUCAGUCGAUGGAUCGCUUGCAUAUCUGGUCUGGUUCAGACAGCUCUAUAUGCAGAUUUUUUCUACUACUACUUUCUCAGUUGGAAAAACAAUGCAAAUCUUAAUCUGCCAGCUUAAGCGGAGGAGGUGUACAUCUGAAUCAUAGGUUUGGUUUUUCUACACCAUGAUUGGUAACUCGAGUUGAGGCGUGACUCUUCAGAGGAAGCAUAUAGAGACUAGUUUUGAAUUAGGAUACAACCCUGAUUCCCUGAAUCCAUACAUGGGGUUCUAGCUAGUUAGUGAAUUUUGGUGGAACUUCACCCAUGUCAUACACAACCUGACCUACAAGUAUCAUGACCUUGUAAAAGACAAUGAAAUUGCAGAUGAGUUAU